UCUUCUUCUUCUUCAUAUUCUAUCAUAAUCAUUGAAAUCUUCUCUCCCAAGAUCUGAUCUUUUCCUUUUUCUCUUUUCCUUUCCUCUCCUUUCCCUCUAUACAAACAAACUACAAAGAGAGAGAGAAAGACAAGUGAGAAGAAAGAGAAAGAGAAGGGUCAACCCGCAAGUGGCUCUGCACUUCCUUCCUUCCACCACUCUCUCUCUCUCUCUCUAAAUAAUAAAUCUUUUUGUUUGGUUUUGUGGAGAAACAUAUAAGAAAAAGAAAAAAAGAAAAAGCGGUUCAUUUGUGAAGAAGUUUGCACAAGCUUCCUUGAGAUCUGCCACUUUGUAAGCAAGAAGGAUCUAAGUAAGGGAAUGAUAAGAAGAUGGGAAGGAAAGGAAAUUGGUUUUCUAAUGUGAAGAAAGCUCUCAGUCCUGAUUCCAAGGAGAAGAGAGAAGAGAAAUCAAGUAAGUCUAAGAAGAAAUGGUUUGGGAAGCAAAAACACCACUCGGAUUCUGAUGCUGCCCCGGCAGAAUCCGUCACAUUGCCUCCUCUUCCUCCGCAAGAAGAGGUGAAGUUGACCAAUGUGGAGGUUGAACAGCACAACCACGAGAAUCCCGUUGCGGUUGCGUUGACUGCGGUGCCCAAGCCUGCGGUCAUUGCUCCUCAGGCUGCGCCAGAGGUUGCCCAACCCCCUCGAGUUUCUCGGUUUGUCGGGAAAUCAGGGGAAGAAGCAGCCGCCAUCAAGAUUCAAACGGCCUUCCGAGGAUACCUAGCAAGAAGGGCGUUGCGCGCUUUAAGAGGGUUGGUGAGGCUGAAGUUACUGAUGGAGGGGUCCGUUGUGAAACGUCAAGGCGCAAAUACCCUCAAGUGCAUGCAGACUCUUGCUCGGGUGCAGUCGCAGAUUCGUUCGAGGAGGAUCAGGAUGUUAGAGGAGAACCAGGCUCUCCAGAGACAACUCUUGCAGAAACACGCGAAAGAGCUCGAGAACUUGCGGCUUGGGGAGGAAUGGGAUGAUAGUAUACAGUCCAAGGAACAAAUUGAAGCAAGCCUGCUUAGCAAAUAUGAAGCAACUAUGAGGAGAGAAAGAGCAUUGGCUUAUGCAUUCUCUCAUCAGCAAACUUUGAAGAAUUCUUCAAGAUCUGUGAAUCCAAUGUUCAUGGACCCGAGGAACCCCACCUGGGGCUGGAGCUGGCUGGAGAGGUGGAUGGCUGCCAGGCCAUGGGAGAGUCGUGGUGCGACGGAUAAAGAUUCAAACAACGACAGCUCGUCAGUGAAGAGCCGCAGCAUGUCUGGUGGGGAAAUCAACAAAUCAUACGCCCGCUAUCUUCUCAACUCCGAAAAGCUUUCUUCCCCAACAGGCAGUCAAAAGCCAAGCAAUUCCGUCUUCCAGUCACCUUCCACUCCUACGAAGCCGAUCUCUUCCACGCCAUCUAAGAAAGUGAAGUCGGCAAGCCCGAGGGUGGGCAGGGUGCCGGAUGACGACACUAGAAGCAUGGCCAGCCUGCAGUCAGAGAGGUUCCGGAGGCACAGCGUUGGCGGGGCAACGGCAAGAGAUGACGAGAGCCUUGCCAGCUCUCCUUCGCUUCCGAGUUACAUGGUACCAACUGAGUCUGCAAGGGCCAAGUCCAGGAUGCAGAGCCCGUUCGGAGCAGAGAAAAAUGGGACGCCGGAGAAGGGACCCGUGGAGUCUGCAAAGAAAAGGUUGUCGUUCCCGCCCUCCCCUGCCAAGGCACGGCGGCAUUCGGGCCCGCCAAAGGUGGACACCAGUUCUGUAGCUUCUGUUACAGAAAACAGUGAGAGCAAUGGCAUUGGUGGUUGAUGAUAGCAAUCAACAAAAGAAGGGAUUUUCACGGCUUCACAAAGGGAAAGGAAACAGAAAUAAAAGGCUUAUAUUCAUUUUGUGAAUCAUAUGAUUUAUUUUAAUUUAUUAAUUCCAAGUGUUGGGGUGGUGAGGGUAAAAUUAGUGUUUAGGGGCUGUUGGGAUUUCUUUUAUAUGUGUUUCAUAUUUGUUUAUUUAUAUAUCUGUCUUAUUUAUGUUUCAUACGGUCUUUGCCUUUUCCAAUAACAUUUGUUACCAAUGUCAGAACUAAGAACCCUUUUUAUGCCACUUGAAUGUAUUAUUAUU
Messenger RNA from Morus notabilis, 2111 nucleotides. RefSeq names its product protein IQ-DOMAIN 1. The coding region runs from base 369 to 1805 and encodes 478 amino acids. The record is from RefSeq and is a predicted model, not a curated record. Gene Ontology annotation, molecular function: protein binding. Lineage: Eukaryota; Viridiplantae; Streptophyta; Magnoliopsida; Rosales; Moraceae. The transcript has 6 exons.